AUGGCCCACAGUCAUGUCAAGGAGUCAGACAUCUCGGUCUUGAUCGCCGCCAUACAGAGCUCGGUCGGUCCCAUCCAGGUCGACGCCGAGAAGGUCGCCAAACAACUGGGCAUGAGCCUGUCCAGUAUUCCUCCCAAGUUUACUGCGAUCCGCAAACGGUACAACAUCGACAUCAAGGUCGUCAACUCUGGCGCUCUCCAGAGAAAUCGACCAAGUAGCCCGAAGAAGAGGCAAUCUGUCGGCGCUCACAAAGCGAUCAGAUGUGUCAAGCUGGAGGCACAACCCGUCGACGCACCGGCUUUCGACUUGCCAAUGGAGGCUUGUCCGCAACAGCCUUGUGCUCAAGACCAUUUUCAGCAGGAUCAAUACCAUUUAUAGUGGCUGGCUAGGAAUUGAUUAGAGAGAUA
This is a messenger RNA of Exophiala xenobiotica, 407 nucleotides long. RefSeq lists its product as uncharacterized. Bases 1 to 378 code for a protein of 125 amino acids. The record is from RefSeq and is a predicted model, not a curated record. The transcript is spliced from 2 exons. NCBI's taxonomy places the organism in Eukaryota, Fungi, Ascomycota, Eurotiomycetes, Chaetothyriales, Herpotrichiellaceae.